AUGUUUUAUCACAUACCAUUAGAGCAUGAAAUAUGCUUACAUCCGAAAUAUUUUGGACCUGAUUUAUUAGAAACUGUAAAACGAAAACUUUUUAAUGAAGUUGAAGGAACGUGUACGGGUAAAUAUGGUUUUGUUGUUGCCGUAACAACUAUUGACACUAUCGGAUCUGGAUUAAUUCAACCCGGUCGUGGCUUUGUGCUAUAUCCAGUAAAAUACAAAGCAAUUGUUUUUCGUCCAUUUAAAGGUCAAGUGGUAGAUGCUGUGGUUAAUCAAGUUAAUAAGGUAGGAUUAUUUUGUGAUAUCGGACCACUUUCUUGUUUCGUAAGUCGUCACUGUAUUCCACCUGAUAUGGAAUUCGAACCGAAUUCGAACCCUCCUUGUUAUAAAACCGCUGAUGAAAGUGUUAUUAUAAAACAAGAUGAUGAAAUAAGAGUGAAAUUAAUUGGUACACGUGUUGAUGCAUCUGAUAUAUUUGCUAUUGGUACACUUAUGGAUGAUUAUCUUGGUUUAUCUGCCAAUGAAUGA
Messenger RNA from Dracunculus medinensis (Guinea worm), 525 nucleotides. NCBI's taxonomy places the organism in Eukaryota, Metazoa, Nematoda, Chromadorea, Rhabditida, Dracunculidae. The record is from the annotation of a GenBank genome assembly.